AGAGAAGAAGAAUGUCUGGCUGAUGGCUUGGCCUGUGCCUACAUAAUGAUACUUAAAUAGGCUUGCCAUGAAUCAUUUUUAUACCCCAACCACUUUGUCUCAAGAUUUUACACCGAUCCAGGGUCUGUGCUUAGGCAAUCAUCCGCAUGCAUGCACACCGAGAGUGUCAGAGCGAUUUCAAACAAACAGUAUUGUCUUUCACUUUCUGUUUCUUGAAGAUGUCGACAUUAAUGCGUUGUCUUCGUUUGGACGAUAAAACAAAAGGGCUUUUUCAGCAGACCUACCGACCAUUUGUCAAGGAGCUUCACCUGAACGUUCAGAAUCUGAACAACAGACUUGCAGCUGACGUCACAAUCGGCCGCUGCAGCUGCUACAGAUAUAUAACAGACCUUCUCUCUUGCAAAGCUUCUAACGGACGAAAUCUCUGGGCGAGAUGGAGGCAGAAGGCUGUACAGUCACAGUCAGUGGUUUACCCACAGGCAUCGACGAGGAGAGACUGGUAGACAAGCUCUGCAUUCACUUCCUGAGGGGCAGGCAUGGAGGAGGGGAGAUCAGCUCCAUCAACAUCACCAAGACAACGCCUGCCUCCGCCCUCAUCACCUUUGAGGACCGUAAAGUGGCCCAGAGUGUGGUUCAAUACGGAAAACACAUUUUAUUGCUGGACAACAAGGAGUACAAACUCACUGUGAGUUUUCCAAGCAAAGAAGUCAACCAGGAUAAGGUUUUCACGAGCAUGACGGUGAUAGUGAACUAUAACUGGCUGCCCCUGGGGAAGGAGGUGGUGACCAGGGUGCAGCGGAGCUCCCCUGAGAUCCAGUGUGGCUUUGACCUGCCCGCGGGACUCUGUACGCUGAGUGGCCGUUUCUCUGUGGUCCAGGCCAUAGUCUCCCAGCUGCUGGGCCUUUUGGAAAGCCCUGCCUCCUUAGGCACCAGCCUGGCGGGGACUAGGGGAAGCACAGGCAGGAAAAGUACCGGCUCAAGUGCGGUGAGAGACCCUUCCAGUGGGUCACAAGGUUUGGGCCAGGCUUCGCCUGAGACUCUUGAGGGCAGUAGUGGCACUAACAGGAUUAGGGCCGCCCGGGCAGACCCCCUGCGGCAGGAUUAUGAUCGCUCCCUGAUUGUGGACAUAGACGCCUUCCGCUACCUUCAGAAGCACUGUGGGCAAAAGUACGAGCGCAUCCUGAGCCGGCGCGGUGUGGAGGCUUUGGACGUGACCACGGACGGAGUCACCACCCUGUUCCUGCAGACUACGGAGGGGCAGGCGUCAGGGCAUGAGGGCCUGCGGCAGGCGCACAGAGACCUGAGCAGGCUGUGCCAGGAGGUGGAGAGCCGGCUGUGCAGGGAGCAGCUCCUCAAGGAGAGUGGGCCUCAGGAGGGCCUCCAGCAGGCCCUGGAGGCUCUGCAGCUCCAGCUACCCCAGGUGCUUCUGGGACAGGAUGCUGCUGGCAAGCACAUCUCCAUUGUGGGCAGCAGUAGCGAUGUCAUGGAAGCCAAGCGGUUCCUGCUGGACCUGCGUGCCGAGGAGGUGGCUCGCCUUCUCCCUAGGCUGGGCAGGGCCGACCUCGGUCCUGCCUCAAACGCUUCUCGGCUGGAUGCCAGUGCUGGGACAGUGCUCAAGACCUGCAUGGAUGGCAGUCCUGAAGGAGGCAGGGAGUACAGGCUAGCUGCCAGUUUCAGGGACACAAAGUGCAGGGUCUCUGGGUUGGAUAAGCUAGGCAUUGGGCUUGGCAACACACUGUUGACACCUCGCAACGCAUUCAAGGAACUUUCUUCUGUACGUAAACAAAGGUCCAGCAUGAAUUCCAGUGGUCCAGUUUUGAGCAGUGGUCGAAUAUCGGGCAAAGAGAGGCCUGGGGUAGGCGUUGGUGGACUAAAUCUGGAAGACCUAAGAAAGUUUGGUACUACAGGGCAGGACAUCCCAUUGGAGAAGUUGGAUCCUGUGUCUGCUGCCUCUGUGGAGAGCAGGCCCUUGUUGAGCUCCACUCUGACAGACUUGAGGCUGCAGGUCGGGAGUUCCCUUGGCACUGUGCAACACAUGGACCUGUUUGGAGUUCAGACGGCCCAAACAGCCGAUGUCCCCCCUUCGCAGUCUGGCUUCACAACCACACUGAGACGGGCUAACAGUUUCUCAGGCUAUGCCAGGAACAGGCGGGAUCAGAAAGUGGGGGAUGCAGGUGGUUACGAGGAGAAGCUGAGCAGGGGUAAAUUAAGCACUCCAGGGAUCAGCAAAGAGCAACAGGAGGUGCACAGUGUGGAGGUGCAGGCUCAUACGGUCAUGUGGCAAUAUAUGAAGGAGGUCUAUUGCACUCGUCUGGAGGACAUAAUCUCAGGGUCACAGGUGAAGGAGAGUCAAUCAGACAGUGAUGUCACGACUAUAAUCCUGAAGGGGGCGGAGCCAUCCAGAGUGAAUGGCUGCCAGCGGGAGCUUAGGAACCUGGUUACCAUGGUCGCCACAGACUUUACUGUGGAGGAGCUGCCACUGGUCAGGCUGGGUGUGGCUGAUCCUCAGGAUGAGACUUUGGAGAUAUGCUGCGCCGAGGUGCGGAGCAGGUUCCGGAAGGUAAAAAUCCAGCUACACGAAGAUAUUCUUUUUGUCAUCGGGCCCAGACAGCUGUGCGCUCAGGUGGUUGGGGCUCUGCUGGAAGUGUUCCAGGAUGGGGCCAAGAGGAGGCAAGGCCUGCGGGAGAGUCCACGGGGGGUAGGGGGAUCUUCGGACACCUCUCUGACCACCAGUGCCCAGGACAAAAAAAACCUUCCACCUCAAUCUGACAACCUGGACCAAAGUAGCUGCACCCCGGAUGGCUCCCAGGAGGAACCAGUAACACAGACAGGAGAGGAGACCAGGCCUAGCACCAGCGAGCACAAACAAAACGUUCAGAAGGUAUCAGGAGGCGGGGCGCAACAAGUGAGCCAAUCAGCAGCCCAGAAAGAGCCCAUCAUCAUGGAGAAGCUUGGGAAGGCCAGGCCCAAGAAUGGAAAGCCCAGCAAAGUCAAUGCGGCCCUGUUUACUCACCCGGCAUCAGCGUCCACACGGAAAGAGACAGUAAUAACCAGUACAGGGACUGUGUCCCAGUCAGGACCAGGGAGCCCUCACAGUGGGAGCAAAGACCAGAAGGACCAGAGUCGUCCGGAGGCGGGACCUUCACAAGACCAGGACUGACAGCGAGAAAGUCUGCGUGAGUGCACUCAACCCAACAAAUACUCAGCAAGAACUCAUCCUCAACCCUCGAGCGGGUUUCACUCUUUCUGCAUAUUCUCUUCUGCAGGUUCCCCAUCAGUUUGUUACUCACCCCUACAGGCUUAAAAAUGAUAGUGUAUUCAGCACAGAACUGGCUCUGCUCGUAAACUCUGAAUGGUCAGAAUAGCCUAUGAUGUAUUCUUGUGAUUCUUCCAAGACUUACAUUUAAUGCAAUUUGAUGAAUUAUAUUUUUGUGGUCUCUGGAAAAUACAUAAAUAUUUGUGGUCUAUAUAAAUAAUUGUGUGGUGCAGUAAUUAACUAACUGACAUCAAUUCAGUCACUUGGGAAUGAGGCAGAACAGUAUCCACUUUGGCAUUUGAGGCACUGGGUUUGCCACGCCCCUGGCUGGCUUGAGUGUACAGUAAAAGGGUUAGGUUAAUGCAGUAACUACAAAUGCAGUGCUACAAAUCUCCACUGGGGAGGGACAGGAACUGUAAGAAAAAAUCUUUUGAAGAUAUAGCCUAUCAUUGACAGGUAUUUACAUCGUAUGUCUGUACCCAAACAGGAAGCAGUUCACAGGAAGUGGGUGGCAAACACAAUCAAAGACAUUUUUUAGAAACACAUUUCCUAUCUUCCAAUUCAGCAGUAUCUCAUGUCUUAACCCAGGAAAGCAGUUAUCAGAUUUUGUCCUUUUCAUAAGCUGUUUCCAAUGGACACAUUGCAACGGAAAUGUGUCCAUUGGAAAAUAAAUUGUAAUACACUGAAUACUACAUUUUAUUAUAUGGAGGUACUCAAAAUAUAAUCUGAAAUUUACAACAUAUUGUACUUGUCUUAACGCCCAAGUAAUUCAAUGAUUUGUCAUGAUAUCACUGGUAUGAAUAAAUGCUGUAAAUAUUAUCAGAACAGCUGUUCAUUGUUACAACAAAUGACAAAUCAAGAAUUAUUCUUGUUCCGUAUGCUAGCAACACACUCACACAUUGUGUAGCCUAGCACCAAUGUGACAGAAGUAAUGUUUUAUCACUAGCGGAAAUCAUCUUUGAAACGGUCAUAUUGAGAGCCUAAGAAAAAAAACCCAGUGUCUAAGAAUUCAGGUUUCAAAAGACCCUGGAAACAUGAAAGAAAUUUGGCAAUGGGCCUGGAGUCACUUUCGUAAGAUCGGGAGAGGAAGAAGUUUGCGCAGGACUUUGUCAGUACUGUGAACCAUUUUAAGGAUGUGUAGACUACAUGCUAUAGCUGCUGACUGUCCUGUGGCAGAACCAGUCUCACCAGUGCCCCCACUUUCACUGCAGGAAUGAGUACUCAGAAUGCAUCAGCCUCAGCCCAAAGCUCUGAGGGUCCUGGAAGCUCAAUGAAGCACAGCUUUGCCCAGGAUGCAAAACAAGACCAAGAACUGACAAGGAUCACAGAUGUGUAUUUUUUAUAAUAAUGCUGAAAAUUUGUCUUUUUGUGAAUGUGACGAGUUUUCUAGUGAAAACCUUGGCAAUGAAAUAAUGAAUGUACGACUCCAAGGAAACUGGUCAGCAGCUGUUUUGUUUUGGCUUUAACAGCUUUAUUGAAAACAGGUGGGGGGGGGGGGGGGGGGGUGAUUUAGUGGAAUGAUGCAAUACGUUAUAAACUGCUGAGUAUUGCUAUGGCAUUACCUGUGGCAUUAAAUGAGCAAACCUGACUGUA
Molecule: messenger RNA, 4849 nt
Organism: Anguilla anguilla (European eel)
Lineage: Eukaryota; Metazoa; Chordata; Actinopteri; Anguilliformes; Anguillidae
Exons: 6
Coding region: 434-3160 (908 amino acids)
Molecular function (GO): RNA binding
Source: RefSeq, a predicted model, not a curated record